GACCAAAUAACGGAUUCCUUUUCGCUUGUGACGUGUUGUAUUUUGUAAAUUAUGUUGUUUUAAGACAAUUUAAUUAAUUAAAACAAAUUUGUACUGUGAGCAUUGCAAUAACGAAGCACUAAACACUAUGUUAAGUUUACGGGAGAGGCAAAUAAAUGCAAUUAAGCAAAUGCUUAAUUUAAACUCGCAGCAGCCAAAAGCUUUAGCUGCCGAGCCCGUGUGGAAGAUAUUGAUAUACGAUCGCGUAGGCCAGGACAUUAUCUCGCCCAUUAUAUCCAUUAAGGAAUUGCGCGAACUCGGCGUGACGUUGCAUGUGCAAUUGCACUCGGACCGUGACUCUAUACCCGAUGUGCCCGCCGUGUACUUUUGUCUGCCCACCGAUGAGAAUCUCGAUCGCAUCCAACAGGACUUCUCCAAUGGUUUAUACGACAUUUAUCAUCUCAACUUUCUUGCACCCAUCACGAGGAGUAAGAUCGAGAAUCUGGCAGCUGCGGCGUUGCAUGCUGGCUGUGUGGCCAACAUACAUCGUGUCUACGAUCAGUAUGUGAACUUCAUCAGUCUCGAGGAUGAUUUUUUCAUUCUCAAGCAUCAGCAGAGCGAUCAACUCUCCUAUUAUGCCAUCAAUCGAGCCAACACUCGCGACGAAGAGAUGGAAGCACUAAUGGAUUCGAUUGUGGACUCGCUAUUUGCACUGUUUGUCACGCUGGGGAAUGUGCCCAUCAUACGCUGUCCGAGGAAUAGUGCUGCUGAGAUGGUGGCCCGCAAACUAGAGAAAAAACUACGUGAGAAUUUGUGGGAUGCGCGUGCAAAUCUGUUUCACAUGGAUGCAACGCAAGCAGGAGGCGGCGUGUUUAGCUUUCAGCGGCCAGUGCUGUUACUGCUGGACAGGAACAUGGAUCUGGCGACGCCGCUGCAUCACACGUGGUCCUAUCAGGCGAUGGUACAUGAUGUGCUCGACUUGGGACUGAAUCUGGUCUAUGUGGAGGACGAGGCAGCAGCUGCCACAGCCGGUACGCGCAAGAAGCCCAAAGCCUGUGACUUGGAUCGCACAGAUCGUUUCUGGGUCACGCACAAGGGCAGCCCGUUUCCCACAGUGGCCGAGGCGAUUCAAGAGGAGCUCGAGUCGUAUCGCAACUCGGAGGAGGAAAUCAAACGCCUCAAGACCUCGAUGGGCAUCGAAGGCGAGUCCGAUAUUGCCUUUUCGCUGGUCAACGACACGACUGCCAGGCUGACGAACGCUGUCAACUCACUGCCGCAGCUGAUGGAGAAGAAGCGUCUGAUUGAUAUGCACACCAAGAUUGCCACUGCUAUAUUGAAUUAUAUCAAGGCGCGUCGCCUAGACUCGUACUUUGAGAUCGAGGAGAAAAUCAUGUCGAAGCAGACGCUCGAUAAGCCGCUGCUCGAGUUGUUGCGCGAUGUUGACUUUGGACAGCCUGAGGAUAAGUUGCGUCUGUACAUUAUCUACUACAUUUGUGGCCAACAGCUGCCCGAAGCGGAGCAGGAACGCUUGAGAGAGGCGCUCCACGCUGCUGGCUGCGAUUUGACAUCGUUGGCCUAUGUACAACGCUGGAAGGCAAUCAUGAAUCGCUCGCCGAGCAUCAGCCAGGCAACGCAAUACGAAGGCGGCGGCACACGAACUGUUUCCAUGUUCACAAAGCUCGUAUCGCAGGGCAGCUCUUUUGUAAUGGAGGGCGUCAAGAAUCUGGUGGUUAAACGUCAUAACUUGCCGGUCACCAAGAUCACGGAGCAGGUGAUGGAGUGUCGCAGCAAUGCAGAGACAGACGACUAUUUGUAUCUGGAUCCCAAACUGUUGAAGGGCGGCGAUGUGCUGCCCAAGAAUCGUGCACCAUUCCAGGAUGCUGUUGUAUUUAUGGUCGGCGGUGGCAAUUACAUUGAGUAUCAGAAUCUGGUCGACUUUAUCAAACAGAAGCAGACGUCCAAUGUGAACAGACGCAUCAUCUAUGGUGCCUCAACGCUCACGAAUGCGCGACAAUUUCUCAAGGAGCUGUCGGCGUUGGGUGGCGAGAUCCAGACGCCCGCUGCGAGUUAGGAGCGACUGAUUGCCUUUCACUGCUGCUGAGCGGCCUAAAGGGAUCGAGGAGGGAUGCAACAUCAACAUCAAUAGCAUCAGCAACAACAAUUACAGCAGUAGUAAUGUGUGUGUUUGUGUGCGUGUGGCUUUUUCUUAUAUAUUUUUAAGCAUAUCCAAAAAUAAAUUAAAUGCAAGGCAACAAUGAAAAAAAAAACAACUGAAAAGCUGUGAGCCAUGGGCAAUUACUCGAAACUGACGCGUAAUCCCCGAAGGACAACAAGCAAAAACAUGCGUUGCCGCGUGUACAACAAGCCAUUGCAACUGCAACAGCAACUGCAGCAAAAACAACAAGAGCAGGCAACAAGCGGAGACAACUCAAGACAGCAAACUGCGCUCGCAUUCUAGGCGCCCAUUAACACCAAGUUGGCAACGCUUUUGAUGGACAGCUGACAGACAGCUGGCAGCAAAAGACGGUGACGAUGACGACGACGACGACGACGUCCACAACGACAACAAUUAUGGGGCGACAACUAUGCCAGGCACUUGGGGACUUAGCCCUUGCAAUUAACACCAAGCAGCCACACUAUAACACGUCUGGAACUAUGAAUGGAACAGUGGCUCCCAAACUAUUAACGCACUUGACACUGACACAAAAGUAAGUUGAAAAUGUGAGUCAUAAUGGUAAAAUUUGGGUAAUAUUAUUCAUUGUAUUAGAAAUUUAUAUUGCAGUCGUGACAUCUUAAUUCUAAAGAAAUAAUUGAUUAAUAUUCUUGGCUAUAUUAUAAUCCUUAGCAAUUAUUAAUAUUAAACUUACCAACUUUUGAUUUCUUAUCCAAGCUGAUGAAUGUCGUUACAAUCUCAGCAUAUUUUCCGAGGCAAUGUAGAAGAUCAUUUUAUGUAUUUCCAUUUAACUUUUUAGUCUAUUGAAUAUUAUUCACUUUAGCUGUUGAAUUUACUACAAUCUAUAUGUUAUUAUUGCUAUUAAAAGUAGUAGACAGUUUUUUGUGCUUCAGCACUUUCUAAAUUUAAGAUUAAUAUAUUUUCUGAUUUUCAAAUGCAAUUUUCAUUAGGUGUAGAUUUUUAUAAAUUCAAAAUUAGUUUAAAUUGUAGGUU
Molecule: messenger RNA, 3145 nt
Organism: Drosophila nasuta
Lineage: Eukaryota; Metazoa; Arthropoda; Insecta; Diptera; Drosophilidae
Gene: Slh
Product: sec1 family domain containing Slh
Exons: 5
Coding region: 128-2050 (640 amino acids)
Biological process (GO): vesicle-mediated transport
Source: RefSeq, a predicted model, not a curated record